AUGUCAGACAUCGAAAACCAGGAACACAAACCCCACACCCUCAUCCUCGACAACUCCGAAGGCCCUGCCUCUGGCGAUGGCUUCACCCGUGUCAAGUCUGAGGGAGAGUACAUUCAGUUUGGUAACGAACGCUACCUCAAGUCCGAGUUGGCCCAGGCCUUUGGUGGUACUUUGAACCCCGGUCUUGCCCCUCCUCCCAAGUACGACUUGGCCAACCCUGCACCCUUGGGAUUGUCUGCAUUUGCGCUCACCACAUUUGUGCUUUCGUUGGUCAAUGUCGGUGCCAGAGGCGUCACCAUCCCUAACAUCGUGGUUGGUUUGGCGUUUUUCUACGGAGGAGCUGCUCAGCUCAUUGCCGGCUUGUUCGAGAUCGCCGUGGGCAACACCUUUGGUGGUGUCGCCUUGUGCUCUUACGGAGGUUUCUGGGGCUCGUACGCAGCCAUCUUGGUAGGUCAGUUUGGUAUUGAGGCUGCAUAUGAGGGUGAACCCACCCAAUUGACUAAUGCACUCGGAAUCUUUUUGCUUGGCUGGUUUAUUUUCACGUUUUUCAUGUGUGUGAUGACGCUUAAGUCCACUGCUGCAUUCUUCUCGAUCUUCUUCUUCUUGAGCAUCACGUUCUUGUUGCUUGCCAUUGGCGAGUUCAAGGGCGGCGACGUGACUGUCAAGAAGGUUGCGGGAGUGUUUGGGUUGAUCACUGCGUUCUGUGCCUGGUACAAUGCCUACGCGGGUAUUGCCAACCCCCAGAACAGCUACCUUCCUAUCAAGGUUCUCCAGUUGCCAGACUUGCAGGAUAAGGCCAAGAGUGCUUAG
Molecule: messenger RNA, 810 nt
Organism: Suhomyces tanzawaensis NRRL Y-17324
Lineage: Eukaryota; Fungi; Ascomycota; Pichiomycetes; Serinales; Debaryomycetaceae
Gene: FRP3
Product: putative ammonium permease
Exons: 1
Coding region: 1-810 (269 amino acids)
Cellular component (GO): plasma membrane
Molecular function (GO): acetate transmembrane transporter activity
Source: RefSeq, a predicted model, not a curated record